Onychostruthus taczanowskii (white-rumped snowfinch) is the source of this 3372-nucleotide messenger RNA. RefSeq names its product glucuronidase beta (gene GUSB). The transcript is spliced from 12 exons. The record is from RefSeq and is a predicted model, not a curated record. The coding region runs from base 16 to 1989 and encodes 657 amino acids. Gene Ontology annotation, biological process: glucuronoside catabolic process; carbohydrate metabolic process. Gene Ontology annotation, molecular function: beta-glucuronidase activity; carbohydrate binding. Lineage: Eukaryota; Metazoa; Chordata; Aves; Passeriformes; Passeridae.
CUGCCCACAGCCAAGAUGGCGCUGGCGGCCUCAGGCGGCGGCGCGGCCGGUCCGUGCACGCUGCCGAUGCUGCUGCUGUUCCUCCCGUUCCUCCCGGGGCUGGCGGCCGGUCCCGCCGGGAUGCUGCAGCCCCGGGACACCCCCUCCCGCGAGCGCAGGGAGCUCGGCGGCCUCUGGAGCUUCCGCGCCGAUCUGUCUCCGGGCAGGGACGCCGGCUUCGCGCAGCGCUGGUACCGGCGGCCGCUCCGGCAGACCGGCCCUGUGAUUGACAUGCCAGUGCCUGCCAGCUUCAACGACGUGACGCAGGACCCCAGCCUGGAGAAUUACAUCGGCUGGGUGUGGUACGAGAAGGAGGUGCUGCUCCCCCUGCGCUGGCUGCAGGGCGAUCCCGCCCCCAGGCUGCUGCUGCGCUUUGGGAGCGCCCAUUACUACUGCAUCGUGUGGGUGAACGGGGUGCAGGUGGUGGAGCACGAAGGGGGGCACCUGCCCUUUGAGGCUGACAUCAGCAGCGUGGUGCAGGGCAGCCCAGGCACCCUGUGCCGCAUCACUGUGGCCCUCAACAACACCCUGACCCCCCACACGCUGCCCCCGGGCUCCAUCCGCUACAUGGCUGACAAAUCAAGGUACCCCAAGAACUAUUUUGUGCAGGACACCAAGUUUGAUUUCUUUAAUUAUGCUGGGAUUCACCGCCCUGUUGUGCUGUACACCACUCCUGCUGCCUACAUCGAUGACAUCACUGUGACAACCACUUCAUCAGACACUGUUGCCACGGUGCAGUAUCAGGUGGCAGUGGUUGGCAGCACAGCCAGUUCCUUGUCCCUGAGUUUACGUGACCAAGAGGGGAAGGUGGUUGCUACGGGUGAUGGCCCAGUGGGAGAGCUCAAAGUCCUCAACCCAAAACUCUGGUGGCCUUACCUGAUGCACGAGAACCCUGGAUACCUGUACUCCUUGGAGGUGAGGAUGCAGGCCCAGGUGGGCAGGGCCCUGCUGGAGGACGUGUACACGCUCCCGGUGGGCAUCCGCACCGUGCACGUCACCAGCAGCCAGUUCCUCAUCAACGGCAGGCCCUUCUACUUCCACGGGGUCAACAAGCACGAGGAUGCAGAUAUCCGUGGCAAAGGCCUGGACUGGGCCCUGAUUGUGAAGGACUUGAACCUGCUGCGCUGGCUGGGGGCCAACUCGUUCCGCACCAGCCACUACCCCUACGCCGAGGAGAUCAUGGACCUGUGCGACGCCUACGGCAUCGUGGUCAUCGACGAGAGCCCGGGGGUGGGCAUCAAACUGCCCGAGAGCUUUGGGAACAAGUCCCUGCAGCAUCACCUGGCAGUGAUGGAGGAGCUGGUCCGCAGGGAUAAGAACAGGCCCUCGGUGGUCAUGUGGUCAGUGGCCAACGAGCCGGCCUCAGAGCUGCCCCCAGCUGCUCACUACUUCAAGACAGUGAUAGCUCACACUAAAGCUCUCGACCCCUCCAGACCAGUCACCUUUGUGACAGAUGCUAAUUACGCUCUUGAUCGUGGUGCUCCCUAUGUGGAUGUGAUUUGUGUGAACAGCUACUUCUCCUGGUACCACGACCCAGGCCACCUGGAAGUGAUCCCACUCCAACUCACAGCCCAGUUUGAGAACUGGUAUAAAACCUACCAAAAACCCAUUAUCCAGAGUGAAUAUGGAGCAGACUCAGUGCCUGGGCUGCACAGUGACCCCCCCAUGAUGUUCACUGAGGAGUACCAGCAGGCCAUGCUCAGGGAGUACCACUCUGUCCUGGACAAGAAGAGGAAGGAGUACGUGAUCGGGGAGCUCAUCUGGAAUUUUGCUGAUUUCAUGACCAAUCAAGGGACCACACGAGUUCUGGGGAACAAGAAAGGAAUCUUCACCCGCCAGCGCCAGCCCAAAGCCGCUGCCUUUGUUCUUAGGGACAGGUACUGGAGGAUUGCAAAUGAAUCAAGCUGUCUUCCUCCUGCAAUGACAUCACAUUCCCUCUUCCUAAAAUGAAAACAAAGGGUUUAGUGGCUGGGGAUUAUGUUGAACUCGUUAUUAAAUCUCUGUUUAAAUAAGUUUUAUGCCUGAUUCAAGUCUUGCAAGUCCAAUGCGAUUUCUAGUCCACCUGAAGUAGUUACUGUGAUGCAAAGCAGAUCAGAAACUUUUGUUUCCUCUGCUCAGCCAUGUCUGGAGGCUUCUUGUUUCCAGGCAGGAAAACAAAUAUUCACUUUCAAGGAGCUGAAGUUAAGAAAUCCUGACUGAGGUAUCUGUUUAUGGCAAAAAAAAAAAAAAAUUACAAAUAUUACAUGAUACAACUCAAUGCUGAACUUAAAAUCUAAGUUACUCUAAAUGAACAUCACAUCCCUCUAAAGCAAAUGAGGUUUUCCAGUUAAACUCCCCUAAGAGUUAAGACUAUUGAGAUCACAGCAAACUGUCCACAGGAUUGCAGAGGAGCACAGUUUGUGCAGCUGCUCUGGCCUGACAGGAUGGAUGUGUGAGAAAUCCUGAGCAUUCCCAGCAGCCAGGAAGGGUGUGAGCCACCCAACAUACUCCAACAGAGAGUUUGGAAUUCCUGCUCCAGCAGCAAGGUGGAAUGUUACAGAGGGAGGGACUACAUCAACUCAACUUGAAAUCUAUUUAUUUUACAGUACCAAAACUGCCACUGUCAGACACAAACUGUGUCCAACAAUGCCACUUCCAUGCGGAAGGGCUUCCUUCAUAUUAAAUGUCAGCACAGGAAGAGCAGCCCAGAGGGAAAUGCUGUUCCAGACUUUUCUGAGAGUGGCCUGAAGCCCUCUGGGGCAGGGCCAGGUGGAAAUCCCUGUGCUGCUUCAGUGCUGUCCCUUUAGGCCUGCACACCAGCCUAGGCCAGGCUUUAGCCUGGCGUGGAUUACACCAGCACUCACAGAAAAACUCAGAAUAUUUAGUCUGCAAACUUCCCAGCACUGCCCCAAAAGCAGCAUCACAAGGAGCAGAAGAACAAAAGCAGAGGCUGCCCAAUGCAUUUGGGAAGUUACAAUUUGGAGUUUGAUUACUGGAAUUUACAGAUUCUGGGUGAAACUGGUGCCAUGACUCCUGUUCUGCAGCUGUGAGUGCCUCAGGGAAGUGACCAAAUCUGACCAUAUAAAGGAAAGAUUUGCUUUUCUCUUGUGUGCUGGCCAAAUUCUGCUCCCUUCAGAGGUGGUACACGAGGAACCAACAGCACCUUCCACCCUGUCCUGCAGAGUAAGGACACAGAGGUUCACUGCAGACUCCACAACAAUUUUUCUUGUGUUUUUAAGCAAAAAGAAACAACACUACAGCAUUCCUCACACCGUGCUAGGCCUAGAUUUUCUCUAGAACUAAACCUCCAGAAUAUAAAACUCUAUGCACAAUAAAAAGACAUUUGUUCAAACA